Nothoprocta perdicaria is the source of this 1749-nucleotide messenger RNA. It is a transcript of the gene EBF3, whose product is annotated as early B cell factor 3. The record is from RefSeq and is a predicted model, not a curated record. Gene Ontology annotation, biological process: regulation of transcription by RNA polymerase II. Gene Ontology annotation, molecular function: DNA-binding transcription factor activity, RNA polymerase II-specific; RNA polymerase II cis-regulatory region sequence-specific DNA binding. The transcript is spliced from 16 exons. NCBI's taxonomy places the organism in Eukaryota, Metazoa, Chordata, Aves, Tinamiformes, Tinamidae. The coding region runs from base 1 to 1716 and encodes 571 amino acids.
AUGUUUGGGAUUCAGGAAAAUAUACCCAGAGGCGGGACGACCAUGAAAGAGGAGCCGCUGGGCAGUGGCAUGAACCCGGUCCGCUCGUGGAUGCACACCGCGGGGGUGGUGGAUGCCAACACGGCCGCCCAGAGCGGCGUGGGGCUGGCUCGGGCGCAUUUCGAGAAACAGCCGCCUUCCAAUCUCAGAAAAUCCAAUUUUUUCCACUUCGUCUUAGCUCUGUACGACAGGCAGGGGCAGCCCGUGGAGAUCGAGCGCACGGCUUUUGUGGACUUUGUGGAGAAAGAGAAAGAGCCAAACAAUGAGAAAACUAACAAUGGGAUUCAUUACAAACUUCAGUUAUUGUACAGCAACGGAGUUAGAACAGAACAGGAUUUGUACGUGCGCCUAAUAGAUUCAAUGACCAAACAGGCCAUCGUGUACGAGGGGCAGGACAAGAACCCCGAGAUGUGCCGGGUGCUGCUCACCCACGAGAUCAUGUGCAGCCGAUGCUGUGACAAGAAGAGUUGCGGCAACAGAAACGAAACCCCCUCCGACCCCGUUAUCAUUGACAGAUUCUUUCUAAAGUUUUUCCUCAAGUGCAAUCAGAACUGUUUGAAGAAUGCAGGCAACCCACGAGAUAUGCGGAGAUUCCAGGUUGUUGUAUCAACAACAGUCAAUGUGGAUGGCCACGUUCUGGCUGUCUCAGACAACAUGUUUGUACACAACAAUUCCAAACAUGGAAGGCGGGCUCGCCGCCUUGACCCCUCAGAAGCUACUCCGUGCAUAAAGGCCAUCAGUCCUAGUGAAGGCUGGACUACUGGUGGGGCUACUGUCAUCAUAAUCGGAGACAACUUCUUUGAUGGCUUGCAAGUCGUGUUUGGGACUAUGUUGGUCUGGAGUGAGCUGAUAACGCCCCACGCCAUCAGAGUCCAGACGCCGCCACGGCACAUUCCAGGGGUGGUUGAAGUAACCCUGUCCUACAAAUCCAAACAGUUCUGCAAAGGUGCUCCAGGCCGGUUUGUCUACACGGCACUUAAUGAACCGACCAUAGAUUAUGGCUUUCAGAGGUUGCAGAAAGUUAUUCCACGACAUCCAGGUGAUCCCGAAAGGUUACCAAAGGAAGUAUUACUUAAGAGAGCAGCAGACCUUGUUGAAGCCCUAUACGGGAUGCCCCAUAACAACCAGGAAAUAAUCCUGAAAAGAGCAGCUGACAUUGCCGAAGCAUUGUACAGCGUGCCCCGCAAUCACAACCAGAUUCCCACUCUAGCCAACACUCCUGCUCACACUGGCAUGAUGGGGGUGAACUCGUUCAGCAGCCAGCUAGCAGUCAAUGUCUCGGAAACAUCACAAGCCAACGACCAAGUAGGUUACAGUCGCAACACAAGCAGUGUUUCCCCGCGAGGAUACGUUCCGAGCAGUACUCCUCAGCAGUCCAAUUACAACACAGUCAGCAAUAGCAUGAAUGGAUAUGGCAAUGCCGGCAUGCCCAAUCUAGGUGUACCAGGUUCCCCUGGAUUUCUUAAUGGCUCCUCAGCUAACUCUCCUUAUGGCAUGAAACAAAAGAGCGCCUUCGCUCCCGUUGUCAGGCCCCAAGCCUCUCCUCCACCGUCUUGCACCAGUGCAAAUGGAAACGGACUUCAAGAGUGCUGGCAGAGCACGCUCCUGUCUGCUUGCCGCCAACCUCCGAGACAUAGCCUCUGUGUCUCAGCAUCAUCUGGAUACAGACCAAGAUGACGGACCCUUACUGAUCUGAACUCAAAAGAGUAG